This is a messenger RNA of Silurus meridionalis, 4173 nucleotides long. Its product is annotated as KIAA0753 ortholog. Gene Ontology annotation, biological process: centriole replication; protein localization to centrosome. The record is from RefSeq and is a predicted model, not a curated record. The coding region runs from base 255 to 2807 and encodes 850 amino acids. The transcript has 17 exons. Gene Ontology annotation, cellular component: centriolar satellite. Lineage: Eukaryota; Metazoa; Chordata; Actinopteri; Siluriformes; Siluridae.
UCCAAGAAGAAGAAUGUUGUUGUCAUGGCGGCGUUUUAAACUACAGCUUUGUCUCUAUGGGCGUUUAAUUGUGUUGUAUUUAUAAAUAAUUAUUGAUCGUAAUGAUCAAUCAAUUGGGAGAACAGGGAGACCAAAUGAGAUUUUAUGAUUGUCACAAAUUCUCGAUUUGGUUUUGUUUUCUAGUUGCUUAUUGGCUGUCUAGUAAGUUGUGUUGUAGGUUGUAGGUUUUAUCUAUAUUUGUGACUUCCGUGUCGAUGGCUACAGAUGAUCAGAGCGGAUCCCCAAUGAGAGCAGUUGGGGACAUAAAGAACUACGUGGAGAAUGGAGCCUGGGUCAAAAAACAGCGGAUCCCUGGACCUCAGACGCAGCUUUUGUUUAAUCUCGCUAUGCCAACCAAUGUCCUGAACCGAACAACUCGAGUAGGUCCUCCAGGUCCUAUUGUGAUCGAGAAGCUUAUGGCUCAUCAGGAAAAGCAGGAUGCUGCUGAGAGCUGUAGUAGCUCCCUACGCCUUUCUGUUCUCUCUGAAGAUCAACUUCAGACUGCAGUGAGACUAGCCCAAAAAGACUUGCGCAGAAAACGACAAGAAUCCAAAAAUAGUCUGUUACACAAGACAAGAUCUCCAAGUCUAGAUAAGAAUAAAAAUGAUGAUCAUCAGAAUGAGCUUUCCCCUAAAUCUAGGCAUAGAACAGGAAGUCCAAAGAGGCAGACAAAACGGUGCACACAGGUACUUGUAUAUACUCCUCAAAAGCUUUUUCAAAGCUCUAUGGCUGAACAUGGACAGUCUCCUCCAACCAGGGACCCUGGACCAAAAGCCAUCAGCAGUGAGCCACAUCUUAGCAAAGAGAUCUAUAAACUACAGAAAGAGCUGGAGACCUAUGUGAAAAGAAUAGAGCAGCUUGUAAAUAAAGGACAAAUAGUGGAGAGUGUGGAGCCAGACGAGAAGCGCAGGAUUGAGAUCCGCCAGCAGGAGCAGGCUGCUCGCUCUGCACGGAUUAUUUACGUUUUACAGCAGCAGGUGAAAGAAAUUCAGCAGGAUUUAGAGAAGUUGCAUUCCCAGAGUGUGAGGCCUACUAAUAAGAGCAGGGCAGUAAACAGGUUGGCAGCGGCUCAUCGAGGGGCAGUUCGAGCCAUGCAGGGGUUUAUUCAGCAGCUGUCAGACCCUGCUGAGAGCAGAGUACCUGUCCAAUGUAAAGAGCUUGGCCAGCUCAUACGCCAGCUCUCACUGUGCUCUGCCAAGUUGGACGUGGGCCAGGGCUCAGCUGUACCAGAAACCACACUGGACAUCCUGCAGAAGUUAGAAAUGCUGGAGUUGGUACUGCGUAAGCAGUAUAGUCUGCAAGAUCAACAUGCACUGAGUAUCUCUCCCGUAAGAGAGAGGACUUCCAGGGUCAGUGGACGCAGCACUUCCCAUUCACGAUUUCCCAAAGCCCAGACAGCCAAAGCCGCUCGCCGACCAAAGAAAUCAUCAGCUCCUAAAAAGAACAGAAGAACAGCAGACCAGCCUUUAAAAGCAGGACAAUUAUUGGAUCAAGAGCGCAAGGAGGUUCUGAAGGUUGGGAUCCAGAACUUGUUGUGCAUGCAGGAAUUGAGAGAGGCAAAGAAUGGGAGCAUGCCAAAAACAGACAUCCCUAAAUCAUCUAGUGGUGCAGCCCAUCAAGACAAGAGCAAGCCAUGUAGUCAUGUUCGGGAUGCUGGCUUCCAGCAGCCCACUGUUUCAUCCAAGCUCAGAGAAAGCCAGUUACCACAGAGAGCGGUAUCAGUGCCAUGGAUCCCAACAUCUCCUCAUUCUCCUGGGAAACACCGCAGAGCUGUGUCCAGCAGACCAGAGCCGAGAUGUCUCUUCUCCCCAAUGAAAGACUCAUCACUGCCCUCAGGUGUACAAGGAAAAAGCCAAAGCAGGGAAAAGACCAGCAGUGAAGACAUCAGAAAUGCCCAGAAUGAGGCCCUCAGGCAAGCCUGGCCGGAUGCAAUAACAGAAAACAGAGAGAGAGAACUAAAUCAUCUCACUAAAGAGGACAUGGGAGCUGUUCAAAUAGUCAGGGCUGUGGCAGGUUCCCCAACACUAAGGACAAAGGGAGCUAUGCACGCAACUAGAGAUACACUCCAACCUCUGCUGGAUUGUGUGCAGACUGCAGUGGGUACCGAUAUAGAGGCCACAGCUGGUGCCAUGCAGGGGGUGAGCUGGGAGCAUGACGCACUACUGCAGAACCCUGUUUUAGAGAAUAUGCUACUGCGCAUGGAGGAGAUAGAGAAAGAUGAGGAGGAAGUGCGGCGCCGUUUUGCUAUGAUUUCUUACUCUGACCCUCUUCUUUGGGAUAUAGACACAGGAACCAAUAGAAAGCAUAAUAAAUCCAGACCUGCAUCUCCACAACCUAUUAGACUGACCAAACCAGCUCAGAGAUGCACCAGUAUAGGAGACAUUGUCUUAAAGAAGCCAGUGGAGACAGGUAUAGGGUCAGAAAGCUCCUUGCUGGAUGAGGAACCUCCUGAUGUUUUUGCCAGUGGUCUAAACACAUUCCAAGCACAAAGGAAAGGUGGGAUUCAGUUGAAUGUUCCCUGCAGCAUUCAGAAGAACGUCCAGAAGUACCAGGGGGAAUAUGAUUCCUACCUGCGCCGGGUUUCCCAUGCAGCAGUAGGCAGUUUUAAACCCUGGACUGUCGCUGAAAGUUUGGCUGAGGAGCUGAUAAUGGAGGCCCUGGCUGAUGUGGCAGCCGAAUUCCAGGAUGUUUGUGAAGAGUAUGCAGAGGCCAUCUUCACCUCAGAGUUUCUUCAGCCAACUCAGCCUCCUUUUGCAUCUGUUUCGUAGCAGGGUAACCAAUAGAAUUAUUUUUUUAUUUUUUUAUUUACCUCAGGAAUAGUAUUUUUUUAGCAUUAAGAUAAUGAAUGUGAAUCAUGCUUGACCCUCACAAUACUCUAUUCUACUUCUUACACUUUUAUUGAAUUUAAAAUUAGCAUACAUUUCCUUUUCCCUAACCCGGUCUAUACCAGAAUACUCAUGCCCAUAUGAAUCAAUGGCCAGGCUCAAGGACACUGGGCCUUUGUUCAUGUUUUUUCCUCCAUGUCUGUCCCUACUGAACUUUAGAUGUUUUAUUGUUAUGUGAUGUUCAUGCUGUUCUUAAGUGGUAUAUGAGAAAAGUGCAUUAAAUUCAUAUAUUGCACAAGGGAGCCAAAGUAGGUGAUAGACAACAUGCUUGAAAUUGAUGACACAUACAGUAAUUGAAGCUAUGAGCCAUUGUUUUAUUGAAUGUGUGUAUAAGUGUGUGGUCUAUAAAAUGUAAGAAAGUUUCGUUUUAAAAACUUUCUCACUGGUGUUAUAUAGACAACUGGGUUAUUCCAAAAUGGCUUCUUUUUCAAAGUUUAAAUACAUAAUACUUUAUUUAUACAUGAAAUAAUGUAUACUACUAAUAUAACUGAAAUAAACCAUUUUUACCAGAGUGAUUUAGCAAUUAGGAUUAUCUGUUCUUUAUUUUGUUUAAUUUGCAGUAAAAUUAUUCAACUAAAAGAUUCACUCAAUAGGAUGUGUUUCUUGGUAGCUGUUUUGCAAGAACCACUAUGGCAACUACACUAAAAAAAGGUUUGUCUUGUUGAACUUUCUGUCUGAUAAUAAUAGUCUUACUCUCUUAAGGAAUAUUUGGGAAUGUAUUGUGACCUGUUUACAGAAAUUGCAAAAGAUUUACCUGGUCCUAAUAUUUUAGCUUCUAUCAGUGUUCAUUUAAAGGUUCAGAGUGAAUUUGAAUGCUGAUGUGCCAUGUGGCCUUGGGUUUAAUGAGUAAGAAGUUUAUUUUGUGUUCAAAUGAUAAAGUAUGUAAAAUAUCACAGCAUCUUUUUUUACUGAUAAAGAAAUUUUGGGUUUCAGAAUUAAAACCUUGAAACAGUUUUUAUAUGGACACAGUCAUAAAUGCAGGUUUAGUUAUUCAUUGCUUCUAUGAAUGUAACACAUUGGUCAUGAAAUAUUCAUUAUAAACAGUAGAUUCCUCAAACAGAAAUUAAAAGGGAAAUAUAGCUGUUACUUCUGCACAAGAGCACUGAAUUUAUAUUCAUAGUUUUAUUAAAUACACAGUAGUUAUUAAAUAUUUAAUUACAUUAGCAGUUUGUUAUUUGCUAUGUUGAAUGCACAACAGCUGUCAUGUUGUAAUAUGACUUAAUAACUGCAUGAAUACCGAGUAAAUGGU